This is a messenger RNA of Strongylus vulgaris, 327 nucleotides long. The record is from the annotation of a GenBank genome assembly. Lineage: Eukaryota; Metazoa; Nematoda; Chromadorea; Rhabditida; Strongylidae.
AUGGACUUUUUCAGAUGGAGGAUUGAACGACGAACAAAUGUGUCUCGAGAAAAUAAUGAAUUGCAAUACGACUGUCAGCUUGCACACAAAGCCUCAGUAGAUGUGACUGGUUGUCCUGUGCAUCGUAAUAUUCCAACCAUAUCAUUCACGCAUGCUACAGACGAGAUAACCGCAUUGUUCAGGAUUGUGAAAGGAAAAGGUGGAAGAGUAGGCUGUGCUGUUGAAUUAUGUGAUCAGUUCGCAUACAGCGAAGUUAAAGACUUCUAUGCAGUGGAAUGUGUCUAUGAAGUUGAUCUUUUAUUACACCUAGUUUUGGUCCCGGCAUAG